GUUAUCCAAGCAUUAUUGAACCAUCCGGUGAGACACAACUGAUUGGUCAUCAAUCUGGAAAUUUAACUUUAACUUGUGUAGCAUACGGACGUCCACCACCAACGAUUAGCUGGCGAUAUAACUGGGGUCAUUUACGUGAAGGUGUUACACAUUCAAUUAAUUAUACAGUUAUUAAUUGUAAUAUGGCUGUUAGCCAUUUAACUUUAACUGACUUACAACCACGUGCAAGUGGUUUGUAUACAUGUGAAGCUGUGAAUCGAGGACGAGCACUGGCACCGGAUUUCUUAGUUAAUGUAGCAA
Messenger RNA from Trichobilharzia regenti, 300 nucleotides. The record is from the annotation of a GenBank genome assembly. Lineage: Eukaryota; Metazoa; Platyhelminthes; Trematoda; Strigeidida; Schistosomatidae.